Molecule: messenger RNA, 1497 nt
Organism: Apiotrichum porosum
Lineage: Eukaryota; Fungi; Basidiomycota; Tremellomycetes; Trichosporonales; Trichosporonaceae
Exons: 15
Coding region: 1-1497 (498 amino acids)
Biological process (GO): carbohydrate transport; transmembrane transport
Cellular component (GO): membrane
Molecular function (GO): carbohydrate:proton symporter activity
Source: RefSeq, a predicted model, not a curated record
AUGGACGACAAAACCGGCGUUCCCCAGGAUGUGGUCGUGGGCGAGGACCUGGAGCGUCACGAGUCCAAGGAUAGCGAGGUGAAGUGGAACAUGCUCAUUGUCGAGGCCACAGAGGCCGAGGUCGUCGAAAAGGGCAUGCCCCUGUGGACAGCCAUCAAGCUUUAUCGACGUGGUGUGCGGUGGUCUAUGGCCAUCUCGCUCUGUCUGAUCAUGACAGGGUUUCAAGCGUCGUUGUUAUCCGUCAUCAUAGCCCUCCCCAUAUUCCGUGAACGAUACGGCCGCUACGAUAACAAGAAGCACGGUUACCAACUGACUGCGCAAUGGCAAACUAUGCUAGGAUUGGGAGCGAGCUUUGGCGAGUUUGUAGGCAUCUUCAUCGCGGCUUGGUGUCAGGACCGCUGGGGCUGUCAACGCACUAUCCAGCUAGGACUCAUUGGCAUUACCGCCUUUGUGUUUGUCGUCUUUUUUGCACCUAGCGUGCAGGUACUGUUCCUUGGCGAGUUCCUUUGCGGCAUGCCGUGGGGUGCCUUUUCCUCGGCGAGUUUCGUGCUGAUCUCGGAAGCGACGAUCCCUAACCACCUCGCAGUCGGCUGUUGCCUGGUCGGUGCUGGCGUUGUGAUGGGACUGGACGGCCGCAAGGACAAGUGGGCGUACAAGUGGGUUUGGCCCAUCCCAAUCUUCAUCCUGGUGACUCUGGCUCCUGAAUCUCCAUGGUGGCUUGUUCGUCGGAACAAGCUCAGACGGGCAGAGAAGAGUGUGCGUCGCCUCCUGUCCCAUGCACACCGCAACGAUGACGCGGUCGAGGGUAUUGUUGCCAUGAUGGUCCGCACCAACCAGCACGAAAAGGAGACUACAAAGGAGAUCAGAACUUGGGACCUCUGGAAGGGGACGAAUGCCCGCCGCACAGAAAUUGCGUCCGGCCUCUCCACGACCGAGUCUGUCAGGAUCAACCUCGGGUUACGUGGUUUGGCGAUCGUCGGCACCGUCUGUUCCUGGUUUGCCUUUCCCUACAUUGGCCGCCGAACCAUGUUCCUGUGGGGUCUCGCAAUCAACAAUCUCUGCAUCCUCGGCGUCGGCCUCCUCACCUUUGCUGUCAAUACGCACCCCGCAGCCUCUUGGGGAAUGGCUGGGCUCCUCUGUGUUUGGACGGCCGUAUACGAUUUCUCCGUCGCCUCGACCGCGUGCGUCAUUGUGGGUGAAGUGUCAUCGACUCGCCUCAGAGCCAAGACCGUCAGUAUCGCCCGCAACGCACACAACGCUUCGUUCCUCCUCGCCGGUGUUCUCAACACGUACAUGCUGAAUGCAACGGCCUGGAAUUGGGGAAGCAAGGCCGGCUUCUUCUGGUUUGGCACGGGCAUGUGCUGUUUCGUUUGGGCGUUCUUCCGGCUCCCGGAAACUAAAGGCCGGUCGUUCCGCGAGCUGGAUAUUCUCUUUGAGCGUGGAGUUCCGACGCGAGAGUUCAAGAACGUGUCCAUUGAGGUAACGGACGAGGCGUAA